GGUAGGCGGCACCCUCCAGGCAGGGGCCCUAGCAGCACUCCGCAUCGACACCAUUGUGUGAGUUACUGUUUGUUUACAUUUUAGUGUGGUGCCUUUGCCCCACCCUUGCAGGAGUCUUCCCUCCUGGCCCUUCCUGCCCGCCCACCAGUGCGAACACCAGCGCAAAUGCCAGCACGCUCUUACAGGGCGCGCCUGUUUGCGCACACUGUUUGCGUGGCGCAGCUCAGGAGCAUGGCUCCCUACCAGCUCAACUAAAAGGGACACGGGGGGCUUCCCCUCCAGAUCUGACUCAGCUGUGCCGGCUCCCUCUGCCCCACUUACCUUUGGGGGAUCAGCUGUUGCUGCCCCCACUGCUGGCUCCUCUGCUGCUGCGUCCUCCUCCGCCUCGGGUCAGGUAAGAGGGCACAUGUGUGUGCAGGACGCACGUGUGCCCAGAUCCUUCCUCUCCUUCCUGCCCCUGGCUCCCGGGGUGUGUGUGUGUGUGUGUGUGUGUGUGUGUGUCAUUGGGGUGUGAGCUUGCUAGAGGGCAGAAGUCUAUUUUAAUUGGUCCCUGUUACUCUGUAUUGUCUUACAUAAUGCACAUCUCAGGACACUUAAGAUUCCUUCACUACCUUUAGAUCAAAGGCCCCCUGAUGGCAAAGCAUCUUACAACUUGCCCUACCUGAUACUGGUUGAAAUUCAGGGAUGGAGUGGUGAAGGAGUGGUUUUGGUCAGACUAGUCAUAUGAGGUUCAAAGCGAGUCCUGAGAUCCAAUGAGUAUGUCCUUCCCCCCGGUGGCCUGAUGGAGACAGACCUGGAACUGACAUUCUCUUUACAGUAUCCACAUUUCCUGAAGAGGGAUGGCAACAAACUGCAAAUCAUGCUACAGCGAAAGAAGAGGUAUAAGAACCGCACUUUUCUGGGCUACAAGACUCUGGCAGUUGGCAUCAUCAACAUGGCUGAGGUGAUGCAGCACCCAACAGAUGGAGGGCAGCUUCUCAGCCUGCACAGCAGCAUGAAGGACGUGAGCAUCCGAGUGGCUGAAAUCAGUAUCUAUUCCCUGUCGAGCCAACCCAUUGACCAUGAAGAUGGAAAUGUGCCCUCUGGCCCCAAAAUCAAAGCCUCAGAUCGUUCUCCAGACAUUGAUAACUACUCUGAGGAAGAGGAUGAUAGCUACUCCUCGGAGCAGGAAGCCAGUGACGAUGCUGUACAGGGCCAGGAUUUAUAUGAUGAAGAAGAUGAAAUGAGGAAGCCUAAGAAAGCCAGGAGGAAAAUGAUCAGAACCACAUCAAUGACCAGACAACCAAACUUCAAGCAGAAAUUUGUUGCUUUGCUGAAGAGAUUUAAAGUGACAGAUGAGGUUCUGGAUUCCGACCCAGUGGAUCAAACCCAGGACGUGGAGGAGGACCUGGGUCUUCUUUAUGACAGCUUGGAGGAAUGCAACAACAGCGACAGUGGCCCAGAGAUGGAGGAUAAUGAGAGUGUGCAUAGCACACCCAAGCCCACCCUGAGGCGUUUCUUUGAGGGAGUCUCUCACUCUGGUUCCCAGAGUGAGAUCGGCAGUCUGCACGGCCAGAAAGGGCAGGAGCGAGAAUCUGGCAGCCCUGGAGAAGUGGACAAGUGGAAAGUUGGAACCUCACGGGCCCUGGAGGAGGUUGACACGGAAGUCUCUACUGGGGUUACGAAACGCCUGGACACAGGAGGAGGGGUGGAUGUCGUAUACUUGGACUUCAGGAAGGCCUUCGAUACGCAGGAGCUAGAAGCAGAAGAGUCCUCCCCUCGGCCAGGCCCAACAGAGACCUCUGCAAGGGAGAGCAAUGUGGACAGACUAGCCCAGCUGGGCAACACCAGCAAGCCUGAACUUCCGAGCACCGUGUCACCCAGCAAGGCUGAGAGCAAGCAGCUGUGGCGGCCCCGCAGCACCUCCAUGAAAGACCGGCAGAACUCGAAGGCCCAGAGUGACCGUGCCAGCAGCCUAGACAGCGAGAGCUCCCCGGACUCCCGGCUCAACACUCAGGCGCCCCGGAAGUCAGUUUAUGAUCAGCUGAACCAGAUCUUGGUCUCAGAUGAGCAGCUUCCCGAGAGCAUCAUCCUGGUGAAUGCUGCUGAAUGGCAAGGACAGUACGUGAGUGAGCAGCUCCAGGCCCACAGGCAGCCCGUCGUCUCCACCUGCUCCAUGGCAGAUGUCCAGGCUGCCUUCAACACUAUCGUUGCUCGCAUCCAGAGAUACUGUAACUGUAACUCCCACAUGCCUCCCCCAGUCAAGGUGGUCGUGGCAGGAGACCAGAGCUACUUGAGUGUGGUCCUACGCUUCUUUGUGGAGCAGCUGGCCAGCAAGACCCCUGACUGGCUCAACUACCUCCGCUUCCUCCUGGUGCCGCUGGGCCCUGCUUCCAGCCACUGCCAGCUCCUGCUCUCUCACCAUCACCUCCUCCUCCUCCUUCCAGGCUCCCAUCCCCUGGCCAAAUACCUGGCAUCUGUGGAUAGUAAGUACAAUGCCCUCUUUCUGGACACAGCCUGGAGAGAGCUGUUCAGUAAAGUCGAGGCCCCCAGCUCAGACACUGUGGAUGUCCCAGGCCGAGUUGCCCAGUUCAUUGCAGGGGCCAGCCUCUCUCACCAGCUGCCCAUUUCGGAGGCCAUGCUGACUUACAAGCAGAAGAGGAAGAGAAGUCUCUAUUUUGAUUUUUAUAUCAGCCCGGAUGAGGACUCCUGCCAGAAGUUUGUGCCAUUCGUGGGGGUGGUGAAGGUGGGGCUUGUGGAACAGUCCUUCAGUGCCUCAGUGGACUCUGAUGACGCCACCAUCUGCACCACCUCCCUCCUGAGCUCUGGUACACCAUCAGGUGGAAGCACUACAUACAGCAAGGAGGCUGUCGGCACCCCACCGCCUUCUCCGUCCAUCAGUAGCAGCCUCUCAGGGACUGGGUCCCUGAGCCCUGGGGUGGAGGUAAUGGGCUUGCAGGUUGAUUACUGGACAACUCAAGGGCCUGAGAAGAAAAAGGAGGGAGAGAAGCGGGAGACAGGCAUGAAGAACACGCUGAAGAGCAACUUCCGUUCGCUGCAGGUCAGCCGCCUGCCCAGCACUGGGGAGCCGGCCCCGCCCACCACCAUGGCCAUGACCGUGGUCACCAAGGAGAAGAACAAGAAAGUGAUGUUCCUGAGUAAGAAACCAAAAGAGAAGGACCUAGAGCCCAAAAGCCAGGUGAUUGAAGGGAUCACACGCCUGAUCUGCACUGCCAAACACCAGAACACUAUGCUGCGAGUUUCCAUCGAUGGUGUGGAGUGGAACGAUGUGAAGUUUUUCCAGCUUGCAGCACAGUGGCCAACGCAUGUCAAGUAUCUCCCUGUGGGCAUCUUCGGCUACAUGAAGAGUGCAUGAGGUGGCACAGCAGCCAAGAGAAGGACUCCACUGAGCAGGGCCAGAGUGGGGAGCAGACCCUUUUCCUUUCCCUUCCCCUCCCACCAGGCACUGUAGGAGCUGCCUCCUGCCAGCAUGGGCUGGCUGCAAGUGUAGCCCCUUCCCUGUUCUUCAGGGAGAUGACACAUUUCUCUACAUGUACACCCUUGAGGCUUUUUAAUGUGAUGCUGUGGCAGGUGAAAUGGUAUCAGGCAGCUUCCAGUAACAGCUAGAAAUCUGAGCCUGUCCCCUCCCAUUACAAGGGCAUAGCAGCACCCCUGCCCUGGGGUAGGGAUGGAGGCUAGGAACUGCCACAGAGACCAAUGCUGCAGUAGUACUGAGGACCUAGGCAAGAGGAGCCCUGCUGCUUACCUAGGUGCACAAGUGCAGGUUAGAGGAGCCCCUAUAUCCUGUCAUCUAAGAAACCUGCCCUCUCCCCCCACCCUGCUGAGCCACUGAGGUUAGAUGGCCUCUGCAUGAGUGUUUUGAGCCAUGGAGCCCAAGGGGCAGGGGAAGAGAUGCAAGCUGUGCUCUGCAGGGAGCAGUCACCCCAUGGCAGAAAUGGCUGGCAGCACCAGUCAGGUCACAGGAAGGACACUAGGCAAGGGGUCUCUUCCCCUGCAAUCAGCUUUUCCUGGGUGGUUGUGGCUGGGGGCAGUGAACAGAUGGCAAGACUCAGCUUUGUGUCCCAGCUGGCAUUCUAAGUGAGCAGCAUUCCCCAGGCUGGGAGGCAAGAACUCACCCUGCAAACAACAGCAAGAGGCCCCCACUACUCCUUUAAAGCCCUGUGGCACAAAAGAGGCAGGUGAGUUGAGCAAAGCAGAAGACAGCAGGAGCUGCACAAAGGGCACAGGGAAAGGCAAGGACAGGGUCAGUCAAUGUCAGCUUGUGGGCAGGCAGUGCCCCUGCCCUGGCGUCAAGCAUGCGUGGUGUUCGUGGUUGUGCUGUGCUGCCAUGUUCUCUUGCAGUGUUGGAGGCUGCUUCUUGCACUAUCCUGUACGCUCGACUCCUCCAAGCCUGUAAGUGGCUGAUGCUCAGUCACUAUGCUCCUUACGUACCCCUCCCAUCCCCCCACUUCCUCCCCACCACCCACCUACCUUAGGAUACAUCUUACCCAGAGCCCGCAAAAGGCUCUAGCACUUUACCGUGCCCAGCCAGUCCAAGCUCAAGUAACAGCUUUCCACUGCCAUUUCUGCUGCUGGCCCAUCUGCCCUGCCCAGUCACUCCCACUGCUGAGGGCAACCAUCAAGUACUGCAGUGGAUUAGUAAGACCCUACAGCCACACCCCAGGGAUAAGAGCUGCAGAGGUGUGGCACCUACCUGAGGGCCAGGGGCAAGGAAGUCUUGUACACAUUGGUAUUGGUGGGGGGUUGGAAAGCUCUUCCCAGGGUAGAGCAGCUUCUUUGAACAGCCUGCAGCAGCUAACAUAUCCCUCCCCCAAAGGAAUCACAACAUUUCUGCUGGGGCCUGGAGGGUGAGGUGAGUGGGCUGUGUGGCCAGGCCAAACCCUGGGAGCUGAAGUCGCCUGAGCUGUAAAGGCUGUCCCUGACUGAACUCAAGAGACCUAAACUGUGGGGCGGUGCUGCCCGCGGGGCAGGACGGCAGCAGGUUACCCCCCUUUUUUACAAGAUUCUAUUUUUUUUAACUUUAUUGUAUGUUUGCUUUUCUGGAUUCAUUUUAAUAAAUUAAUGCUGGUACCGUG
Alligator mississippiensis (American alligator) is the source of this 5075-nucleotide messenger RNA. RefSeq names its product phosphofurin acidic cluster sorting protein 2. Lineage: Eukaryota; Metazoa; Chordata; Crocodylia; Alligatoridae. Gene Ontology annotation, biological process: protein localization to plasma membrane. Bases 782 to 3355 code for a protein of 857 amino acids. The transcript is spliced from 25 exons. The record is from RefSeq and is a predicted model, not a curated record. Gene Ontology annotation, molecular function: transmembrane transporter binding.